UUAAAUAAAUAUUGAUAUCUUUAUUUUCAUAUUUUUUUUAUAAUUAUAUCAUUUAAAAAAAGUAACUUUAUAUAUUUUUUUAAAUUAAUUUUUUUAUUUAUAGGUUAUGUAAUUUUUUUUUUUAAAUAUAUUAAUAAAUAUAAAUUUUUAUUUAAAACUUUAUGAAAAUUAAUCAUUCAUUUUAUUAGUUUUUUACAUCUUUUGACUUAUUAUUUACUAUUUAUUAGGAUCCA
Molecule: messenger RNA, 233 nt
Organism: Ichthyophthirius multifiliis
Lineage: Eukaryota; Ciliophora; Oligohymenophorea; Hymenostomatida
Exons: 1
Source: RefSeq, a predicted model, not a curated record